UUGUAAAUGGUUUCCCUUCACGCGCGGCCGCGAGCGAAAUGCGACUCCGCCAAGCAAAGUCGUUAAACGUGUAAAAGAGUAACUGCCGUAACUGAUGCCACUUAUUCCGUUUUUAACUGUGCGGCCUAUUACAUUUUUAUGGCUGUAACAGGAGGCAAAUGCUAAAAGGUGCAACGAGUUAAGUAUGUAAGACGAAUUGCCGCACGCGAACUUCCAUUGGGUUGGAAGUUCCUGUUAGCUGCGCGUCUGCCCAGGACUCAGCUCGUCAGAAAACGGAGCCGCCAUGUCAGGCGCAGCGAGUCUAGUCGCGCUGCUGGUGAUCGGCGCGCUGGCGACCACCGGCACCUCGGCACGGCGCAUGCGCAGUCCCCGGGGAGCCGCUGGUCCCCCCCUCCCCGCCGACCAACACGCCGACCAUCCACAGGACCCGCAUCCGCCGGCCAGGAGAUCCAACCCGCGCGGCAAUCACCCAGGGCACAAACAACGGAACCAUUAUUUCCCUGCGGAAGCAUUGUACUACGACGACGACGACAACGGUCACAACGGCAGCGAUUGCACCCAGAUAGGUUGUAACCCCGGCUGUGACCACAAUGGAAAUUGCGAAGACAACUCUACCACAACAGGACAACACCCCACAGAAACUACGCCUCAGGACGACAAUGCCCCAACAACGCCUCAGGACGGCCGUGCCCCAACAACGCCUCAGGACGACAAUGCCCCAACAACGCCUCAGGACGGCCAUGCCCCAACAAUGCCUCAGGACGGCCAUGCCCCAACAACGCCUCAGGACGACCAUGCCCCAACAAUGCCUCAGGACGGCCAUGCCCCAACAACGCCUCAGGACGGCCAUGCCCCAACAACGCCUCAGGACGGCCAUGCCCCAACAACGCCUCCGGACGACCAUGCCCCAACAAUGCCUCAGGACGGCCAUGCCCCAACAACGCCUCAGGACGGCCCUGCCUCAACAACCACGCCUUCCGGAUACCACACCACGCAAACAACUCAUCUGGGCAACAAUUCAACGACGAUUUGUCCCCCGUGCGACUGUGACGCACUGAACAGUGCCUCAACUAAUGCAACAGAAAACACAAACCAAACCAUCACUCCUACAGUCACUCAACCUUCAACAAGCGAUAGCAUAUGCGAUUGUACAAUCGAAUGCCUCAGUACCACGCCUGAUACACCAAAAGAAACCACAACCACAAAUAGCAUCCUUGUAGUCACACAACCGUCAACAAACCUUACCCUAGGCGACAUUGACACAACAACUCCUCCACUGGACGACCAAUCCUCUACAAACAUUCCGAUACACAGCGAUUCUUCAACACAACUUUCCAUAGACAAUAACUCCACUGAAGAAAUUCCCUCAACAACUACUUCACCAGAAGGCCAACUCUCAACCACCAUUCCUACACCUUCAACAAACUGUCCCCUAGGCAAUUGUUCCAACUGUAACUGUCUCCCUAAUGAUUGUCCUCCCUGUAAUUGUGCCCCAUGUAAUUGUGCCCCAUGCAAUUGUGCCCCAUGCAAUUGUGCCCCCUGUAAUUGUUUCUCAGGAAAUAGUGCUAAAGCCAAUAGUACAACAAACGAUUGUCGCUCCAAAUGUAUAUCAAUCAAUGUUCUCUCAGGAAAUUGUCCCCACUGCAGUUGUCCCCCUUGCAGCUGUCCUUCCUGUAACUGUCCCCCAUGUAAUUGUCCCUCGUGCAACUGUCCCUCAUGAAAUUCUGUCUCAUUCAAUUAAACCUUAGGCAAUUUUUUUUCCCUGUAGAACCGUAUCUCAGACCAUUGUCUCCCAACAACUACUCCGUCAAUUUUUUUAAACUCAAAACUGCCCCCUCAUGAAAUUACUCCCGAUUCAAUUGUCACUAAUGCCAUGUCUGUCCCUCAUGUAAUGGUCUUCGGUGCAAUUGACUUACGCAAUUUUCCUCUACAAAUUUAUCUCAUGCAAUAAUCCUUCAUGCAAUUUUCCUCCAAUCAAAUGUAUUUAAGACAACAAUCACCCAUGCAACUGUAACUGAGACAAAAAUCCCCAAUAAAAAUUCUUAAAGACUUCAAUUCUCCGCCAAACUAUCCCCCUAGUGUAACUAUGGCACCUGCAACUAUGCUUUAUGCAUUGUCCAUCUUGCAAUUUCCCUUUAACAAUUGUAUUCUAUGCAUCUGUAACGGAGUUCAAUAUCUCCCAUCAACCGUUUUGUCGGACAACCAUUCUUUAUCAAACCAUUUUUUAUGCAAAUUUCCCUCAAAUAAUUUUUCCCCUGCAACUGUACCCAUCGGGGAGAAACUCUAACUGCCGAGAUUGGGACCUAUUUUUUUUUAAGUAUUUUUUGGUUCAUCCUCUAGAUAAUAGCUUUCAUAAUACAUUUCUAAUAUAGCUACAAUGAACGUGAGAAGCAAUGCAUCAAAUAUUAUCAGGAAAACAAACCAGUUAAAAAUUAAUUCACUUUAUUUUGGUAGCCAAAUAUGACUGAUAUUUACAAUUUUUUUUAAAAUUACAAACCAAAAUUAAUUUUUUGGUCCAGAUUAAAUCUCUUCUACUAAGCAAUUAGUCGUCAAGUAGUUUUUUUUUGCUAGUAGUAACAGGCCUACCCGACAGAUAGCGCGUCGCGCAAAACAUGGCUUCAGAUCCCACUGUAAGAGUCGCACUUCUUGUUCUAUGACCGACAGUGCGUGGCACUGUGCCCUCUGGAACAGCCAGAGCUCGGCUGUAGUCUGCCACGGGAGGAUCCUGGCGGGUGCAGUUCAGCCAGCGGCCACCAGGGGCGCCGCCUGCAAUGACAACCCCGCCUGCAGCGCCCGAGUUCACUGAUGCUGCAACCGCGCGAUGUCAACCUCGAUGAAGAUUCCAAUCAGCCGUUCAACUCGGUCUCUACGCAACCCUUGCGUCCUGAACCCACCGACGCUUUCUUCGAGUCACGCCGAGCUCUUUGCAAAGACGUCACACACGUCAAACACAGGCAUGCCUGAACCCUGCGAACCUGCUCAGACCUACAUGCUUACACCACUACUGCGCGACGCGCCACGGAUUCUUGCAGCUCGUGCUCAUAUCGGUCGACUUGUUCGGAAUAACACGAUCAUGGUUCGGACCUCGGAUGCUUAUUCCUGCUUGUUUUCAACAUACCGACGAACAAAGACAUGAACACAGACAAGUGGGCCUGACACUAUGGUCUGUCCCACGCUUAGAUUGCAGUAUAGAGUAAUGGCGACAACAAUCAUACUAUCCAACUUCGGAAAAUAAAAAAUAAAAAACCUUGUUUUGUUUAUCAUCUUCAAUAAUGCAUAGUAAGUUUAGAUAUAUUUUUUUAACUUUACUAUUUGUUAAUUUUUCUGAGAUCAUAAAACAUCGUAUAUUCAUAGUACAUAUUAUUUCAUUUGUAGUUAUUCUGAAAGAAAAAAAUAAUCAAUCCAAUGCUAAAAAUGAGUUUAUUAUUCUACAUAAGCAACUAGUUGUUGCAGUCUUUCACUUGGUUAAAACAAUUAAAUUAGUACUAAUAAAUUAGAAACUUUUAAUAACAAGGCCUUCCAUUAAAUUGUGUGCUCUGCUAAAAAAAAAAAAGCAAAUAUUUUAAUAUUCAAUGACAUAAAAAAAUGUUGAAAAAACAGUUGAAACCAAGAUGGCUUCUUUAGUUUACGACUCCUUAGAAAUAAAAAUUAAAUACUGAUAACGCUCUUGGCAUAAAUCGUGCACAAGAAAGAGAGAGUAAAUGCACACUUAAAUGCACACUGCAAUCCAAAAAUGAAAUGCGCUAUAGCCCACGAAUAGCAGGUAGCUUCGCGUCUGUGUCAACAUCGUGACAGCCUGAAUUAGGAGUAUAAAUUCAAAUAAUAUUUUUUAUAGCUCUGUAUUGAGAAUUUGGCUUUCCUUUUAAAUCCAAUUGUAAAUAUCAAUAAUCCUUUUUUAAACUGUAAAAUAGUGACUGUUAACAGUAUUUAUACAGUUGUAUUAUUAAGAAUGAAAUUAACACUGAACGUAUGUAUUUGUUUCAGGUAAACGUUAUUAAGUACAUACAAUUUUUUUUUUUAAAGUUUCAUCACAAGUUGUAUCUUAACAAGCUGAAAAUUUAUGUGAAUAAAUAUAUUAUACUUAGAC
Messenger RNA from Bacillus rossius redtenbacheri, 4087 nucleotides. RefSeq names its product integumentary mucin A.1-like. The transcript has 2 exons. The record is from RefSeq and is a predicted model, not a curated record. Bases 284 to 1720 code for a protein of 478 amino acids. NCBI's taxonomy places the organism in Eukaryota, Metazoa, Arthropoda, Insecta, Phasmatodea, Bacillidae.